Messenger RNA from Prunus avium (sweet cherry), 2058 nucleotides. RefSeq lists its product as uncharacterized. The record is from RefSeq and is a predicted model, not a curated record. Gene Ontology annotation, molecular function: ATP binding; protein kinase activity; protein binding. Gene Ontology annotation, biological process: protein phosphorylation. NCBI's taxonomy places the organism in Eukaryota, Viridiplantae, Streptophyta, Magnoliopsida, Rosales, Rosaceae.
AUGAAUCUUGGUAGCUUGAAACAUCUCCAAUUCCUUAAUUUGGCAGGAAAUCAGCUAACAGGAGAACCCGGGUUCGAUGAGCUUAGAUUCCUUUCUUCUUUGUUUAAUUCUAGUUCACUGGAAUAUAUAAUUUUGUCUGAAAAUCCUCUAAAUGGCAUCAUACCCGAUUCCAUUGGAAACUUCUCUCAAUCCCUCCAGGUAAUUUAUGCACCUGCAUGCCAAAUUAGAGGCCAGAUACCCAAGAGCAUUGGUUCCUUGAGGAACUUGACCUUCCUUCACUUAGCAAACAACAAUCUGAGUGGAAAAAUACCAUCAUCAAUUAGAGGAUUGGAAACUUUGCAAAGAUUGUAUCUUCCAAACAAUAGGAUUGAAGGGUUUGUUCCGAAUGAGCUUUGUCACCUGAAGAACCUAGGGGAAAUAUUGCUAUCAAAUAACAAAAUCUCUGGAUUGAUCCCAAAUUGCAUAGGAAACCUCAGGCGCCUUCAAAUAGUUCUCCUAGACUCCAACAGCUUUACAUCAUCGAUACCCAUGAGCUUGUGGAACCUUGAAAGUCUGUUGGUCUUAAAUUUGUCAUUCAAUUCUUUUAAUGGCGACUUACCUCAAGGAAAGUUGAAUGCUGUUCAAGUGAUAGAUUUAUCUUGGAACCAAAUUGCUGGAAACAUUCCAAGCGUCAUUGGAGCGUUUCAAAGCCUACGCUCUCUCAAUUUGUCAAACAACCUGUUUGUAGGAAACGUUCCAAAAACUUUUGGUGAUCUGAAAGGGUUGGAAGAUUUGGACCUAUCACACAACAGUUUAUCUGGCACAAUACCAAAGUCUCUGGAAACACUCAAAUAUCUCGAGCAUUUGAAUUUCUCUUUCAAUCAUCUGUCGGGACAGAUUCCUUCUGGCGGACCUUUUGCCAACUUCACUGCCCAAUCAUUUUUGGAGAAUGGAGAACUUUGUGGGAGACCAGAUUUUGGUGUCCGAAAUUGCACCCCUCAAAGCACUCAAAAUUCUAAGGCAGCACUACAUUUGUUCAAGUAUAUUCUUCCAGCCAUUGCCUCCACGGUGAUCCUUGCAGCUCUCGUUUAUAGGUUGAUAAAGUACCAUAAAAAAAGAAAUGCAGGCCUUCCAAGCUCAGUUGAACCCACGUUAUCGGCGAUAGAGCAUAGGAUGAUAUCAUAUCAAGAACUUCGACGUGCUACAAAUGAUUUCUGCGAAAGCAACGCACUCGGAGUAGGAAGUUUUGGUUCUGUGUACAAGGGGAUACUGUCUAAUGGAACAACGGUUGCUGUCAAAGUUCUAAACUUGCAAAUGGAGGGUGCCUUAAAAGGUUUCGAUGCGGAAUGUAAGGUGUGGAGAACAAUCCGGCACAGAAAUCUUGUCAAGGUCAUAACUUCAUGCUCGAGCCAUGAGGUAAGAGCUUUGGUGCUGCAAUACAUGUGUAAUGGCAGCCUUGAGAAGUGGUUAUACUCUCACAACUAUUGUCUGAAUCUUGUACAAAGAGUGAGCAUGAUGGUUGAUAUUGCCUUAGCUCUGGAAUAUCUUCACCAUGGCCAAGCAGAAGUUGUGGUGCACUGUGAUUUGAAGCCUAGCAAUAUCCUUCUCGAUGAAGACAUGGUUGCACAUGUGGGUGACUUUGGUCUUGCAAAAAUCUUGGCAAAAAAUAAAGACGAAACACAAACCAGAACUCUUGGUACACUUGGCUACGUUGCACCAGAAUAUGGUUCUACAGGAAAAGUGUCUACAAAAGGUGAUGUUUAUAGCUACGGGAUUAUGAUGUUGGAAAUAAUCACGAGAAAGAAACCCACAGAUGAAAUGUUUGCCGGAGAACAGACUUUGAUACAAUGGAUAAAUGAGUCACUCCCCAACAAUUGUUUACAAGUAGUGGAUGCUGGUUUAUUGAGCAUAGAAGAGGGCAGAAACGUAAAUGCCACAAAAAAUAUCAUUUUGUCCAUCAUGGAAAUAAGCUUGAGGUGUUGUGAACAAGUGCCAGAGGAAAGAAUGGACUUUAAGGAUGUGGUGACCAAGCUCAUGAAAAUAAAAUUGGCACUUGGAAAUACAAGAAAUAGGGUUUAG